Dama dama (fallow deer) is the source of this 2122-nucleotide messenger RNA. It is a transcript of the gene SERPING1, whose product is annotated as serpin family G member 1. The coding region runs from base 16 to 1887 and encodes 623 amino acids. NCBI's taxonomy places the organism in Eukaryota, Metazoa, Chordata, Mammalia, Artiodactyla, Cervidae. Gene Ontology annotation, molecular function: serine-type endopeptidase inhibitor activity. The record is from RefSeq and is a predicted model, not a curated record. Gene Ontology annotation, biological process: negative regulation of endopeptidase activity. The transcript is spliced from 11 exons.
UGGUAGACUGGGCUCAUGCCCCAGAGGAGAAAGCCCGUUGGGACAGCGGCUCUGGUGCUAGCAGCCAACUUUCCAGAAUGUGCCAAACAGGACAAGCCUGGCCGAGACCCGACCACAGAGCAUCAGAGCUGUAUCAGGCCAUCAGAGACCACUGUGUUUUGCAGAGGCGAAUGCUUGCUGGACUGGGUGUCCCAGAUCCCUGGCGUGUUACAGAGGGGUAGCACCACGGACUCCAGGUCGCCAAGAAAAGAAGGGGGACCAGCCACAGAGAGCGUUCCUUCAGGGAUCCAGCCCAACGAGCAGUUCCGGGAAGGCGGCUUGCUGGUAAGCUGCGGAGCACAUUUGGGGUCUGGGACGGCUCCAUCACCGCCCGUGCGGAGGGAGCAGGGCGCCUGGCUGUGCCCACCCGAGGUCCGGGCUGACGUGGCCUCCCAGACGGCCUCCAGGAUGACCCCGCUGACCCUCCUGCUGCUGCUGCUGGCUGGGGACAGAGUCGCCUCAGAUAUGAUCGUCGGCCCAGGGAGCUUACAAGAAGGGGAAAGUGAAGGAGACAGCCAGAAAGGAGGUAUUCCCGACAACGAGUCCAUUCAAGGCAACGAGGACUCUUCCACCUUGCCGAUGACUACCCUGACCGGUCAAGGCAACGAGGACCCUUCCACCUUGCCGAUGACUACCCAGACCGUCGUACAAGACACUGUCACGGAGGCCUUCAGCCAGCCUGCCACCGAACCGGUCCAGCCAACCACCCAGCCCACUGCUGAACCCUUCUGCCCAGCGCCCAUCACCUCCUGCUCUGACUCGGAGAUCCGCGAAGCAGAGGCGGUGCUGGGGGAGGCACUGACAGACUUCUCCCUGAAGCUCUAUCAUGACUUCUCGGUGUUGAAGAAGAAGGAGACCAACUUCAUCUUCUCCCCCUUCAGCAUCGCCAGCCUCCUCACCCAAACCCUGCUUGGGGCUGGAGGAGAAACCAAGGAAAGCUUGGAGCGCCUCCUCUCUUACCCCCAGAACUUCAGCUGUGUCCACCGUGCCCUGAAUGCCUUCACGUCCGAAGGUUUCACCUCGUUCUCUCAGAUCUUCCACAGCUCAGACCUGACCAUCAGGGACACCUUCGCCGACGCCUCUCAGAGGCUCUAUGGCAGCAGCCCGAGGCCCCUGGGGAAUAACAGCACGGCCAGCUUGGAGCUCAUCAACGACUGGGUGGCCAAGAAGACCAACCUCAGGAUCAGGCGGCUGCUGGACAGCCUGCCUGAGGACACCCGCCUCAUCCUCCUCAACGCGGUCACCCUGAGCGCCAAGUGGAAGAUAGCGUUUGAUAACAGCAGAACAAUCAUGAUGCCCUUUUACGUUAAAUCCUCUGCCAUCAAAGUGCCCAUGAUGAACAGCAAGAAGUACCCUGUGGCCUCUUUCACAGACCGGACUCUGAAGGCCCGGGUGGGCCGCCUGCAGCUGUCCCACAACCUGAGCUUUGUGAUCCUGGUGCCCCAGACCGUGAAACACCAUCUCCAAGACCUGGAGCAGGCCCUCAGCGCCACCGUCUUCAACGCUGUCCUGAAGAAGCUGGAGAUGACCAAGUUCCAUCCCACACACCUGACGAUGCCGCGCAUCAAAGUGCAGAGCAGCCAGGACAUGCUGGAUUACUUUGACUUUAUCUACGACGUCAACCUAUGCGGGCUGACGGAGGACCCGGACGUGCAGGUGUCUGGGAUUCGGCACCAGGCCACCCUGGAGCUGACGGAGAGUGGGGUGGAGGCGACCGCCGCCUCGGUGGUCUCCGUGGCCCGCAACCUGCUGGUCUUCGACGUGCAGCAGCCCUUCCUCUUCCUGCUCUGGGACCAGCAGCACAAGUUCCCGGUCUUCAUGGGCCGGGUGUAUGACCCCAAGGGCUGAGCCGGCCUGGGGCCUCAGCCCGCCAGCCCAGCCGCGGCCCUGCUCCAGCCUGCCUGCACGUGCCCCUCCCCGCCUCCCGCCCCAGGCCUGCCCUCCACCCGAGGGGCUCCCGUGGGGUCCUGUGGGGGGGGGGGGCGGCUUCCCUCCUCCCUUACGGCAACCCCUCCAAAGCACUUUUGAGCUUUCUCUGGCACAGAUACAGCAGACUUCACAAAUAAAACCUGGCAGACCAUGA